AUGGCAAAGGAUCACGAGAAGAGCGCUGACAGGUCCGCCGCCGACCUCGUCAGAAAUAUCAAGUCGCCUGGUGUUUCUCGUAUCGAGGCCAUCACAGGCGCCAUCACCUUGACCGACCGCGUCGUCAUCUUCCUCAGCGUCCUUCUGCUUGCUUACUGCUACGGUCUUGAUGGCACUCUGCGAUACACCUACCAGCCGUAUGCUACUGGUUCAUGGGACAGUCACUCUCUCCUGUCGACGAUCAAUGUCAUCCGUGCCGUGAUUGCGGCGGCUGCUCAGCCAACCGCCGCCAAGAUUGCCGACGUCUUUGGCCGCGUCGAGCUCAUCUGCGUCUCCGUCUUCUUCUAUGUCCUUGGAACAGUGAUUGAGGCUGCAGCCACCAAUAUCGCGACCUAUGCUGGCGGCAACGUCAUUUACCAGGUCGGCUACACCAUGGUCCUGCUUCUAGUUGAAGUCAUCAUUGCCGACAUUACCUCCACCCGUGCCCGUCUCUUCUUCAGCUAUAUUCCAGCGCUACCAUUCCUCAUCAACGCGUGGAUUAGCGGCAACGUUGCCAACGCCGUCUUGGGAGCAACAACCUGGCGAUGGGGUAUCGGAAUGUGGUCCAUCAUUUACCCAGUUUGCGCUCUGCCGCUCAUCAUCAGCCUCUCGAUUGUAGGCCGGCGCGCAAAGAAGCAGGGUCUCCUUGCCGACUACCGAUCAUCCUUUGAGCAGCUUGGCUUCAAGAAUCUCGUCGUAGAGCUCUUUUGGCUGUUGGAUGUUAUCGGCAUCCUCCUCCUCAUCGCCGUCUUUGCGCUCAUCCUUGUACCCUUUACUCUGGCUGGCGGCGUCCACAGCCAAUGGCGCACUGCGCACAUCAUUGCGCCGCUCGUCGUUGGCGUUUGCUGUAUCCCAUUCUUCGUCUACUGGGAGCUCAAGGCUCCUCACCCACUGGUUCCAUUCUCUCUCAUGAAGGACCGAUCUGUGUGGGCUCCCAUGGGCAUUGCUGUCUGCCUCAAUUUUGCGUGGACUAUGCAAGGCGACUUCCUCUACACUGUGCUCGUCGUCGCAUUCGAUUUCUCCAUUACAACUGCGACCCGAGUCACAUCGCUAUACUCGUUCGUCAGUGUUGUCAUCGGAGCCAUUCUAGGCCUGGUGGUGUAUAAAGUUCGCCGUCUCAAAAUCUUCGUCGUUGCCGGAACCUGCCUCUUUAUGGUGGCCUUCGGAUUGCUCAUCCAUUACCGUGGAUCCACCACGGGCUCCAGCCGUGUUGGUGUCAUCGCAGCUCAGGUUGUCCUAGGUCUCGCCGGAGGCAUGUUUCCUUACACUGCUCAGGCCUCUAUUCAAGUUGGCCUGAAGCACGAGAACUUGGCCGUUAUGACGGGUCUUUACCUGGCCGUAUACAACAUUGGGUCUGCCUUGGGAAAUACUGUAUCUGGAGCUUUGUGGACCCAAUUGCUCCCAACGGCUUUGGAAACCCGGCUGGAAAAUAUCAAUUCCACAUUGGCGAUUGAGGCUUAUGGCAACCCUCUUGUGGCCAUCCUUCCAUAUCCUCCUGGUACACCUGAGAGAGAUGCCAUCGUCGACUCGUAUCAGUAUAUCCAGCGCUUGCUCGCCAUUACCGGUAUCUGUAUCUGCAUUCCUCUCAUUGCGUUUUCUCUCGCAAUUCGCAACCCCCGCCUUACUGGGGAGCAGACCUUGGCUGUGGAUUCAGACGUUGAAGAAGCCCAGGAGGGAAGCCCACGCAAGUAA
This is a messenger RNA of Trichoderma virens Gv29-8, 1731 nucleotides long. RefSeq lists its product as uncharacterized. Gene Ontology annotation, cellular component: endosome; vacuolar membrane. Gene Ontology annotation, molecular function: siderophore-iron transmembrane transporter activity. The coding region runs from base 1 to 1731 and encodes 576 amino acids. NCBI's taxonomy places the organism in Eukaryota, Fungi, Ascomycota, Sordariomycetes, Hypocreales, Hypocreaceae. The transcript has a single exon. Gene Ontology annotation, biological process: transmembrane transport; intracellular iron ion homeostasis. The record is from RefSeq and is a predicted model, not a curated record.